This is a messenger RNA of Armigeres subalbatus, 2586 nucleotides long. RefSeq names its product serine protease inhibitor 28Dc-like. Gene Ontology annotation, molecular function: serine-type endopeptidase inhibitor activity. NCBI's taxonomy places the organism in Eukaryota, Metazoa, Arthropoda, Insecta, Diptera, Culicidae. The record is from RefSeq and is a predicted model, not a curated record. The coding region runs from base 430 to 2496 and encodes 688 amino acids. The transcript is spliced from 4 exons.
CCUCUUCGCUUUUAACGAGUUUCAGUUCUCCGGAUACGAUGUACGCGAAUGGUCACGCGGUUGGGAACGUACAACUCAUUGCUGCCACUGCAAACAUACAGAAGUGAUCGCCAAAAGGUGCUGCCCCGAGGUGUGACGUCGUCUCCUGGGCAGAAGAAGAUUCCCACCUGAGUUGAAGAACCUGUGCGAGGUGCUGACAAAGAUAGUGCGGGCUGUGUGCAAUCACUACGAGUUCGGUUUAGUGCGAGGGGACACUCCAAACCAGAUUCUAGUCCCAUCGAUGUGUGUGAUUGGUUCUUUGUGCGCUUGAUUCGAAGGGUGUAAUUAUAAAUAUUUCGUGCAUAGAAGACCCAAAGAGCAAGGUAAUUGAUACGGCUCACAGCAGCAGCAGCAGUAUCAUCAGCACUCGUGCUUAUAUUAGGUCUCAAAAUGCGCAUACUCGCCCCAGUAGGAUUAGUAGUUUUAGUAAUAAUAUCGUACUGCCAAGGUCAAAACCAAGACUCAACGGUUGGGUCAACGCCGGAAAAUCUCGCCGCAGUGUCCCAAAGUGUAACUAACUUGGCCCAGAAGAUCAGUCUGGCCAUAGCGAACCCGAAAAGCAAAACGGAAAUAUUCUCUCCGGUCAGCAUAGCGGGAGCGCUGUCUCUGCUGUUGCUUGGUUCCGGUGGUGCCACCAGAGAUGAGCUCAUCAACGUGAUGGGAUUCCAGAAUAGCCGGCUAUCGUUCACCGAUAUCCACAAAAGCUUCGGUCGGCUAUUCCAGGAUCUGGUCUCGAACGAACCUGCUCAGAAUGUGAACAUCCCGUGGCGGGCCAACGACAAGUGCAACAAUUACGAUUACGACGAGGAAGACUAUGUGCAGCAGAAGCCAUCGAGUCCUCAGCGAGGCAGGCGAGAUACCGACUCGCACUUCAUAUCGGUGGCGAAUGGCAUUUUCGUCGAUCACAGCCUUCCUUUGAAUCCUCGAUACGUGAGGUUAACAAAGCAGCUAUACGCUGGAGAAAUCACUCCACUGCCAUUGUACAGUGAUCCAACACAGUCCGCAUUCGAAAUCAACCAAUGGGUUCAACAGGCCACGAGAAACAAAAUUCAGGAAAUUGUAUUCCCUGACCAAGUGAGCAAUACUCCGAUGGUGCUAGCCAAUGCAUUAUACUUCAAAGCCAACUGGGAAACUAUGUUCAUCGAAAAGGAUACUCGACCAAGGCCCUAUUUUCUCAACGGUCGAAACGCUGCUCCGAUCGACAUUGAUACUAUGGCCACGUCCGGAUGUUUUCCAUUUUACGAUGAUAAGCAACGCGAUGCCAAAAUCGUUGGAUUGCCUUAUAAGGAAGGCAAGACAACCAUGUAUAUCAUCCUGCCGAACAACUCCGACCGACAAAAGAUUAGACAGCUUCAAACGACCCCACUACGAGAUUGGGAUAACAUCAUUGAUCAGAUGGUUGUGAAAACAGGGACAGUGCUACUGCCCAAAAUGAAGAUUGAAAAUACCUUAGGUCUUCGAGAUGUUCUGGUCUCCUUAUCGCUCCAUCGUGUUUUCAAUCCAGAGUUGAGUAAUCUUUCCGCGAUAACCAGAGAUGAUCCUAUCUUCAAUGACAUGAAUCGACGAAAAGGUAGCAGACCAACCCGACUCCCAAACCAGACAAAUCGACCAACAUCAGCUAAAACAACUACCGAGCCAACGACAAAUAGACCUACGCAGCAAAGUAGCGCACAAUGGGUUCCAGUUCCUCUGAAAGCCUCUGAGUGUGAAAUGGCGAAUAACUGCAUCUAUGACGGAAACCGUUGCAACUGUGACCCGAAUCAGCAGUUGACUGAUGAGCAAAAAGGAUGCCAUUCGAAGCCACUGAUUGUGCAGUAUAACUGUCCACGCGAGAAAAAAUUCCUUGGUUUUCAAAAUUUGCAAGUCUGCCUGGUGGAAUGGUAUGAUAAAGAGCAACAAUGCACCAGAGGUUGCUACAAUUAUAGAGAGGGUGUAUGCUUCUGCUGCCGUUCCUCCGCAACGGCAAGCCAACAACAACCGAACAAUCGAUCGCCAGCGGAAUUUCAAUCACCACACCAGCCCGGAUAUCAGCAGAGUCUUGAACAAUCAUCCGAACCGAACGUGUCUGCGCUAGAUAUUGCAAAUCGUUUCAAUCCAUCUGAUUAUUCUACUACUGCAUCGCCUUUCAUCAAAAAUUGCCAACAGUUCACAAAAUGUGACUCUUGGGGUAACUGUCAUUUAUCGAUAUUCUGUGCCCUGGUGAAUCAGUCCAGUCGAAAGAAACGACAGGCGGAAAACUCUCCGGCGCCAAAGCUAUUUGUAUCGGACGUCCUACACAAAGUCCACCUGGACAUCAACGAGCAAGGAACGGAGGGAGGCGCAGUGACGGCAAUUGUUAUUGAUCGGAUUUCAUCGUCGUUCAACCUACGGAUCGAUGGACCAUUUUUGAUGUACCUGCGGAAUGACGUCACCAAGUUGCCCUUGUUUUACGGAGCGGUGUUCGACCCUAGAGCUUGAUGUGAUGCGUUGGAUGAAACUUAUUUACUGAGAUUUUUUUCAAUAAAAGUACAAUCUAUAUUCUAUACUAGCAAACUGGAUAGAUUUUAU